AUGGCCGCCACAACCCUUGACAGCUUGCCUCCGGAGAUGCUCCUCGCCAUCGCAUCCUUUCUCGGUAGCACAGGCAGCAUCAGCCGCCUCGCGCGCACCAGCCGCCGCAUGAGGCACAUUCUGGACAAAUACCUCUAUUUUUACGACGUGGACACGUCGCCGAAAGGCGCGAGAGCGCUCUGCGCCGCUUCCUGCUUCCCGAAAGCCAACCGGGAGACUUCUCGCCGCAUCAUCGCCAAGAGCCUCGCCGCUGGCGCCGACGUAAACGCCACUCUUGAGAUCCACCCCGAGGAUGAUGUCGAACCUGAUGGCUCUUGGAAGGGUAUGCUGGGUAACAGCCAUACGUACCACACGACGGCGCUCGCCAUGGCCGUGUUCACGGGCAAUGCGGCGCUCGUGCGGCUGCUCCUCAACGCUGGCGCCAAUAUCAACGCCACCUGCUGGAUGGGCGUCUCCGUACUGAGGUACGCUAUGAUCUCUGGAGAUCUUCCCAUCGUUCGGCUGCUCGCAGCGUGGCCCGGCAUCGACAUUGGCGGCUGGUGCCGCCAGCAGGACGCGCCGCUGCUGGACGCCGUGGACCGCGGGGCACUCGACCUCGUGCGGGCACUGCUGCCGCACGCCGACCCCAACAGGCCCGGCAGGGACGGCGUGGCGCCGCUGCGGAUGGCCGUGCAGAAGCAGAACUGCGACAUGGUGGCGCUGCUGCUCUCAGACCCUAGGACGGACCCGAACGACAUGACGGGCGUCGGUGUGUGCCCCAUCAUCGGAGCCAAGAAGUACAGCGCGGCGGGCCCGAGGCCGCUUUCCAUCUUUGCGACGGCCUGCCGGCUGAAGAGCACGCCGAUAGUGCAGCUGUUGCACGACGAUGCUCGAACUGAUGUAGACUGGUGCCUGGAGGAGUGGCAGUCGCCAGUGACAGUGGCCCUUUCACACCAGCGGCUGAGCAACGUCGACAUUCUUAUAGGUUCCAACAAGUCCAAGACCGCCAGGAACGUCAUCUUCUGCAACGCUUGUAUGAAUCGCGAUUUUGAGCUUGCAAGUCGAGUGUUGAGUCUGUCGACGUAUGAUGAUCGAAUAUUUGCUAAACGUUGGGCAGAGGAAGCGCAGGCGGCGGGUCUCCAGGAGCUCGCGACACAGGUCGCCGCGAAGUGGAAUCCUUCCACAGCAAUUCGACAAUGA
Cordyceps fumosorosea ARSEF 2679 is the source of this 1179-nucleotide messenger RNA. Its product is annotated as Ankyrin repeat-containing domain protein. The record is from RefSeq and is a predicted model, not a curated record. Lineage: Eukaryota; Fungi; Ascomycota; Sordariomycetes; Hypocreales; Cordycipitaceae. Gene Ontology annotation, molecular function: protein binding. The transcript has a single exon. Bases 1 to 1179 code for a protein of 392 amino acids.